UGCAGGACCUGGUUCGGAAUUCCGUAGUUUGUGAUCAGGGAAGGGCGUCCCAGCAGCAGCUUCGUUCCAUCUCCACAGCGUCGCUGCCUCGCACUGCUGGAGUGUUCCCCCCUGAACUGCACUGCUGCCCGCAACACGGAGGAAACCAGGAGCGUCCGCUGCUUCUCCGCCGCCGGCUGAAGUGAGCCUGCACCCCACAUCCCCUCCCAUUCCUCCGGUCCUCCUCGGAGCAGAAUGCGUUGAUCUCCGCUCUGUCUGUGGCAGGAUGAUUUCUGUCGUCUCCACGGUGGAGAGCGUUCCCAGAGGUACGGGCACCCCGGCGCCGAGCCUUUACCAGCGGAUCAGGAAGGUCUUAACCAGGGACCUGCUGGUGACCCUGGCCCUGGGCCAGGUCUUGUCUUUGUUAAUCUGUGCUAUCGGUCUGACCAGCAAGUACCUGGCUGAUGACUUCCAUGCUAACACACCGGUGUUCCAGAGCUUUCUCAACUACAUCCUGCUGUUUCUGGUCUACACCACCACACUGGCAGUCAGACAAGGGGAAGGGAACUUGCUGGCCAUUCUGAAGCAGCGCUGGUGGAAAUACAUGAUUCUGGGUCUGAUAGACAUUGAGGCCAACUAUCUGGUCCUGAAGGCCUACCAGUACACUACACUCUCCAGUGUGCAGCUGUUAGACUGUUUUGUCAUCCCAGUGGUCCUGCUGCUGUCCUGGUUCUUUCUCUUGGUGAGGUACAAGGCUGCCCACUUCAUCGGGGCAGGACUGUGUCUGCUGGGUAUCGGCUGCAUGGUGGGAGCUGACAUCCUACUUGGUCGGCAGCAAGGCCUCGGAGAGCAGAAGCUAUUUGGGGACCUUUUGGUUCUGGGAGGAGCAACACUGUAUGGGAUCUCCAACGUCUGUGAAGAGUUCAUUGUGAAGAACCUGAGCCGUGUGGAGUUCCUCGGCAUGAUGGGACUCUUUGGAUCUUUCUUCAGUGGCAUCCAGCUGGCCAUCAUGGAACACAAGGAGCUGCUGAAGGUAUCCUGGGACUGGCAGAUAGGUCUCCUCUAUGUUGGUUUCAGUGCCUUCAUGUUUGGCCUGUACAGCUUCAUGCCGGUGGUGAUGAAGAGGACGAGUGCCACCUCAGUCAAUCUCUCUCUGCUCACAGCUGACUUGUACAGCCUCUUCUGUGGCCUCUUCCUCUUUCACUACAAGUUCUGUGUCCUCUACCUGUUAUCAUUCUUCAUCAUUAUAUUGGGCCUGGUCCUUUACUCCUCCUCUUCUACCUACGUGGCCCAGGAUCCGCGAGUCUACAAGCAGUUCAGGAACACAGGCAGCCAGCCAGCCACCGACCCGCCCCCGCUUAGUCCUGGAGUCCAGGAGCCGUCCGUCACCUACACCAUCCUGGGCCCUGAGCCUAGGGACGAGCUUCCUGUACGUGUAGCCUAAGAUGAUCUGGGAGGGUUUAGUCUGUCGGCCUGGUGGGUCAGUGUGUCAGCUGAAGCCACCAGAUUCUGCCCACAGUUAUUCAGAGAAAUAGUGCUGACUGUACCCAGUCUGCUGAGCAGGGCAGCUGGGUGAUCAUCCAGGUAGGUCCAGGUUUUUAUUUUUAAUGGCCUGUAUUGAGGGACAGAGUCUCAACCUGCUCAGUGACCAAGUUAAGACAAAUUCAUGUACCCAAAUAUGUACCUGAUAAAUGAAUGAGCAGAAUGUCAUUAAAUCAACUAGCAAAGCAAGUGAAAAUGUUGAGUUCACUGUGAUCAAAGACUGUGAGUAGACAGUAGUGACUGUAAAUGAUCCUUCAUGUAAAUAGAUGGUAUUGUUCUUUUAUGUAAUCUCCUGCUUUCUUUUUAUAUCUGUCAAGAAUGUGCUUAAUACCUGUGGAUAUGCUAAAACUAAAACUGUAUUUAUUUCAUUUCUGUAUUCAUUCCAUUUCUUAUCUGAUUAAAAUCUACAGUGUAAUAAACAGACUGGGGUCAAUUAAAGGGGUAAUGUGUAAGAACUGCUCAACUGUUGAAUUCCUGUUCCAGACAAUAAAAUCCAUAAAGAUUU
Toxotes jaculatrix (banded archerfish) is the source of this 2026-nucleotide messenger RNA. It is a transcript of the gene slc35f1, whose product is annotated as solute carrier family 35 member F1. The coding region runs from base 266 to 1423 and encodes 385 amino acids. The record is from RefSeq and is a predicted model, not a curated record. Gene Ontology annotation, molecular function: transmembrane transporter activity. Gene Ontology annotation, biological process: transmembrane transport. Gene Ontology annotation, cellular component: membrane. Lineage: Eukaryota; Metazoa; Chordata; Actinopteri; Toxotidae. The transcript has 8 exons.